AUGCGAGGCCAGUCUGGCUGGAGUCUGAGCCCUCAGACCUUCCGAGUGUCUGGUGCCAUACUCGCAGAACGUAUGGAGAAAGCCUGUUUUGUCAUUUCCUACAAGCUGCUGCGGGCGCCCCGCUUCAGCAGCAGGCUUGGACCGGACGACCUCCAGCGGCCGCCCCGGCUCCCCACCGCCCUGCGCCUGCGCCGCUGGCCGAGGCGGGGCCGGGCCCUGCGCAGCCGUUUGGCGGCAGCCGGAUUCAAACGGUGUGGGCGCGGGAGUGUGGCAGCCCUGGAGGGCAAGGCUCCGCUUUCCCGCAUCCCUGUUCCCAGCGUGGGACACCGCGCCGGGAUCCGCUCAGGAGCGCUGGUGGACAGCAAGUUCACCAUGAGCGGCCAGGGUGCUCCUGUGGCCGAGAAGGGCAACAGGCUCCGGGGGGCACGGAGAAGAGUGUGGCCAGCAGGUCCUCCUCCCCCGCUGCUCUGCCGAGGCCACGACCGGGCCUGGGUCCAGCUUGAGGGACAGGGAACUCCUGGGGAGAGUCCAGUGGAGGCUCUGAGGAUGCUGAGCGGCCUGGGGAAUCUCUUGUGUUAUGCUGCUCACUUGCUGACUGUGGUGUUUUCCCUGUUGUCUUUUUUUCUUGCAGAAAUGCAAACAGAUUUUUCUUCAAAGAAACCAUGUGGCAGCAAAGCAGCAGAGAUGGAGUUCAGCAAAGAUCCCAAUUUCAGCUCAGGUGUUUCAGUGGAAGGUGCCUCAAAAGCUACAAAGCAAGGGUUGCCUAAAUCUGGCAAGAAAGUGGAGCCACCUUCAAAGAUGACAGCUGCAAGAGGACUUCCCAGAAGAUACAAUCUACAAGGAGGGCUGCAGAUGAAGGUGCUGGAAACAGAAAAUCAGCAGCUACGCUCCAAACUGACAGAAGCAGGGGGUACUAUAAAGGAUUUGAAGGAGGAGAAGGGAUUGAUGAUGGUAGAAAUUGAGAAACUCAAGAAGUCUCAGGAGAUCUGCAUGACGAUCCUAGCAAGAAGAAACAUCGACCCUGUUACAGGCAGCAAGAUUUUGGAAGAAGACGAGAAGGCCCAAGAAAACCAGAAGCAUGUACAGAAGCUUGUGGAAGAACUGAAGCAGUUUAAUCAAGCAGCUGCAGAAGAAAGGGAGGCACUUCAGGCAUGGAUGGCCAAGUGUCAGGCAGCCAGAGCAGAGAUGCAGCAGCAGGCCGUGGAGAGGCGUGCCUUGCAUCAGGCACAAAUGAGGGAGUGCACGGCAAUCCUCGAGGAGAUUGAGCAGCUCCUGGACAUGUGAGCUGGAGGCUGGACUGUACUCUCUGCGUUUUGAUGGUUUGUUCCAUGUUGAGGGGUCUCUCUACUUCUCAAACCUACAUCUUACUUGGUGGCCUUAACCAGUGGGAGGGUGUGUUGCUGGAGUUAGAGCAGCAUGG
Molecule: messenger RNA, 1420 nt
Organism: Dryobates pubescens (Downy woodpecker)
Lineage: Eukaryota; Metazoa; Chordata; Aves; Piciformes; Picidae
Exons: 10
Coding region: 1-1284 (427 amino acids)
Biological process (GO): regulation of attachment of spindle microtubules to kinetochore; mitotic sister chromatid segregation; spindle organization
Cellular component (GO): kinetochore; microtubule plus-end; centriolar satellite
Source: RefSeq, a predicted model, not a curated record